AUGUGGAGUUCGUUGUGGCAUUUUUUCAGAGAGAACCACUGCGAGAUCGAACGACGACGGCGGAACAAGAUGACCGCGUACAUCACGGAACUAUCCGACAUGGUCCCCACAUGCUCAGCACUUGCCAGGAAGCCAGACAAACUCACAAUACUCCGGAUGGCUGUUGCUCACAUGAAGGCCUUGAGAGGCACUGGGAACUCGGGCCCAGAUGGAUCUUUCAAGCCAUCCUUCCUAACUGACCAGGAACUGAAGCAUUUGAUUUUGGAAGCGGCCGACGGGUUUUUGUUCGUCGUAGGCUGCGAGAAUGGGCGCCUAAUCUACGUGUCGGACUCGGUCACCCCUGUGCUCCAUUACACCCAGGGCGAAAUGUUUGGGUCUUGCUUGUUUGAUUACCUGCACCCAGAGGAUGUGGAUAAGGUGCGAGAGCAGCUAUCUACGCAGGAGUCGGGGACUCCCGGCCGUGUCCUCGACCUCAAGACCGGCACUGUCAAGAAGGAAGGCCAACAGUCAUCGAUGCGACUGUGCAUGGGCCCAAGGCGGAGUUUCAUCUGUCGAAUGCGACUGGGCAAUGCGCAGCCUGAUGCCCUGGGUUCCAGCACACAUCUCCAGCGCAUCCGGCAGCGAAAUGCCCUGGGGCCGUCCAUGGAUGGGAACAGUUAUGCUGUUGUCCACUCUACUGGCUACGUCAAGAACUGGCCACCAACAAGUGACAGAGGUCCGGGUGAAGAGGACCCGAGCAACUCCCAUUGCUGUUUAGUUGCCAUUGGCCGACUCCAGGUCACAUCCACGCCCAAUACGAACGACUUGGUUGGAUCAGCUGCUGCAAAUGAGUUUAUCAGUCGACACGGUGUUGAUGGAAAGUUCAGUUUCACGGACCAGCGUGUCGUGGGCUUGCUCGGUUAUUCGCCACCGGAGUUGCUGGGCAAGUUGUUAUUUGAGUUGGUGCACCCGGAGGAGCAGUCUCACAUCAAGGAUUCUUUCGAACAAGUGGUGAAGCUGAAGGGCCAGGUCAUGUCUCUAAUGUACCGGUUUCGUGCCAAGAACCGCGACUGGGUCUGGUUGCGUACUUCGGCUUUUGCAUUCCUCAAUCCAUACACGGAUGACACAGAGUACAUCGUGUGCACCAAUAGCACUGCCAAAAGCUUGCACCCAGGAGGUGAUGGGACCGGGGUGGACCAAGGGCCACAGACAGACAUGAGUACAAGUCAGUAUGGGCAGCCGGGACUGGACUACAGCUUGCACCGGAUGACCCAGCCGCAAUACAUGCUGGGUGGCCAUGGGCAUGGACAGGUGCAACCUCCAAGUGCUGGCCAGCAGCAGCCAAGCUACAGGGGUUAUGACGCAGCAUCUGUGGCUGCCGCUGCUGCCGCCACCACGUCUUCACAAUCUCCUUUAGGGUUCUCCUCUCCAAGCGGUGGUCCAUCGCGGCUAACAAAGCCAGGGACGCCACCAACACCAACGCAGCCCCAGGGCUCAUGGUCACAGGUCCAGAUGAGGCCAAAUGGCGGUGGUGGCUAUCCAGGCUAUAGUGGGAUUUCCCCAUCCCGGUCGCCAUCAGCUGCUGCAGCCACCACAGCAGCAGGUCCCACAUACACCCAGCUCAGUAAUCCGUCAUCAGCUGCUGGGUCCCCGUCUGUUGGGUCCAGUCGGGGCUCCUACCUUGCCUCUGCUUCAGCCUCCUCAGGCAUGUGGUCGUGGCAGGGCGGCGCCACUCAGGGAGAAGGUUCACCAGCAGGUGGUGUAAGUGCCGUUUCCGGUGGUCCAGGAGGAGGUAAUGCAGGUGGCAGUGGUGCCGCAUUGAGUGGAGCUGUGACGGGUCCACCACCACAUGCCCAUGCGGGCCACUCGCAUCCACCCUCCAGCAAUCACGAACUAUCUGACAUGAUGCAGCUGCUGGACCACAGCAGUGCAACUCCAUUUGAAGAGCUCAACAUGUUCAACACAAACUUUGAAUAACUGGGACGAGUUACAGUUUAUUUGCUGCCCAUCCACAUACCUGCCAACAACCCUGUGCUGAGCUAACAACCAGUACAAAUUGCUUUGCUUAUGCUUUCUUUUGUUUGUUGAAUUGCAAGCAUUGAUUUUAAUUUUUUUUUGUAUCCGCUGGUGACUUUGGCCGGUUUGUAUUUCUAGCAAUCUUUUUGUCUCUGCUCUUCGUUGAACGAAAAAGGUUAGUUUCGAGGGCAUUUUCCCGCAUUUCAAGUACUGUACCUUUAUCGUACCUGUUGGUGUGCCUUACAAUUGAGGCUCUGAAUAAUCUCUUAUUUCACGGUUGAUAUGGCAAGUGUUGUCAAAUGAUACAUUCCGCUUUGACUGGAUACAGGCCCUACCUCUUCUUCCUUACAUCCUUAUCGGGGCUCUGUCCAGUUCAUUGGUAGCUUGAAGACGAAUCUGUCAAAGUUUCACUUUUGAGAUCCUUACUUCUUCAAAGGACGGAUAACUUAUUGGGCUAAUUUCUAACUCUAUGGAUUCUUGGCUCACUCAUGAAGAGCGGAGGUAAGCGGAAAGUGCAUCACGUUGUGAUCACGGAUGCUGUGGGAAGAGAUGAUGCUCUGUCGAUAAUUGGAAAAACGACUUCCCUAUUAUAUAGUUUUUCACAUAUUUCGGGUGACUUGGUGAGGCACUUGACCCAUGAUUUUGCGUAGAAUUUUUCAAGUUCAUACUUGAGUGGAUGAUCAAGUAUUGUUCUGUAGCCGUGUCGUAUGUUUCCAUAAAAAAACUUAACAUUUUUUUUUGGCUGACUCAUGCUCUCGCGUUGUUUGUCCAAGGCUGUACAAAAAUGUGUCAUAUAGCAUUGUGCUUGUAACAAUUAAAAUUGUGCUCGUAGCAGAUUUGCCGAACUGUUGACCACAGAGAUUCAAAAGUUGUAAAGUCCGUGUUAAUGGGUAACUUUAUCUUCGCAUGGAGCAUGGGAGGCCAUUAAUGACUAAAUUAUCUUCAGAAUUAUUCAAACAUCCCUAUUGGUUCUCUGUUUUAAUUUUUUGACGAAUGCCAAAAAUCACAGUGAGGAUAUCUUGCAAGAGUCGGCCAGAAAUGCGUGAGCCCAGAAUUAUCAAGCGGACUUCACGUAACAUUAUGUAAUGAUAUUACCGUGGAUGACAUUAUAUUGAUGUUAGAUGUUGGUUGCACUGCAAGCUUGGAAGUACAAUAGGCAUGUGAGCAUGAGAUAUUGGUUAAUCCCGGCUCUUGCGUUUCCUCUGUUCUCUCCAAAAAAAUAUGAUUGAUCUCGAGAACAUCAGCUAGCAUUUGCGUUCUUGGAUUCAUUAAAAAGUUUCAAUCGUCAGCGUUCAGAUGUGAAACCAUUUCCAGUAUGAGGCGAAGGAUUUGGGGAGGAGAGCCACGCUAUGAAACUAUGAAGGCGGGUUUCUCUCAUUUCAUGAUGUGGUUGUUCUGCGGCGGGAUUGACUCUGGAACCCGGGUUCUGAAUGUCUGUUGGUUGGCAAGGCAACAGUGAGGAUUUCUCCACAAAUCAAAAGGGCAGGAAUGGAUGGAUGAUAGGAAAGAGAGAGAGGUAGAUUGAGGAUCAGCUCCCUAUACUUGGACCUAUUUUUAAUGGAACAAAUUUGCGUCAAUUGGAAUAAGGUGUAAGUACAUGUGUGGGUGUCAGCAAAUGUUCAAGUCGUGGAAAGCACGGAAGUAAUUGUGGGGUUGAGAGUGGAUUUCUACAUCAGAAGGAAUUUUUUUCUAGAUGAAUGCAAGAUGCCCGUAGAAGGAUGUUUUUUUUUUUUCUUCCCUGUGAAGAUUGCGUUGUGAUCACCGUCAUAUCACUCAGGCAACUCGAUUUUCUUCACCUCUCGGCUUUUUUUUUUCUCCAUAACCUUGACGGAAGAUGACCAUGUUAUGUUGUUCGAAGAGAUGUUCUGAGUGACUUUGUUGCCGGCGUUUGCAACACACAUGUUCUGCAGAUGGAGAUCUGUAUGAAGAAUGGAUUGUGAAUAAUAUAUCAAAUUAUAAGAAGCG
Messenger RNA from Notodromas monacha, 3960 nucleotides. Lineage: Eukaryota; Metazoa; Arthropoda; Ostracoda; Podocopida; Cyprididae. The record is from the annotation of a GenBank genome assembly.